AUGCCUACGAUCCUAGCUGCAAUUCACGUCACCUUCUCGAGCUGGGUCAAGGCCUACAAGAAGUCAAAGAAGCCCAUUGUUGAUCAGUCCAUCAUAAGGCAGAAGCAGUGGCGCAACAGCCAUAAAACACAGGCUAGUCAAAUUUUGAUGAUGUAUCACAUGCUGGUCCCUGAGGCAGCCAGACCAGAAUGGGCAUUUAUAGGGGAGACUAUAUAUCAGUCCACAGAUGAAUUGGAGGAAGAAACACUCACCAGUGUAGGAGGG
This is a messenger RNA of Heterobasidion irregulare TC 32-1, 264 nucleotides long. RefSeq lists its product as uncharacterized. The transcript has 2 exons. Lineage: Eukaryota; Fungi; Basidiomycota; Agaricomycetes; Russulales; Bondarzewiaceae. The record is from RefSeq and is a predicted model, not a curated record. The annotation marks the transcript as partial.